AUGCAUGUCCAAUGUAAACCAGUUCCUCUGUCUGCCGCAUUAUCUAGUCAACCACCAGCAGGAGAAUCGUCGGCGACAGCAGGCAUUUCUGGCGAACGCCAAUUUGCACGGAGUAUGGUUCCUCUCUUUCCAUAUUUAUAUAUCUAUCUAGCCAUGUCUAUCUAUCUAUCUAUGCCUAUAUCUCUUCCCAUCUAUCUAUCUAUCUAUCUAUCUAUCUAUCUAUAUGCUUUCAUAUCUAUCUAUCGAUCUAACGAACAAUUUCUAUCUACCUAUCUCUAUCUCAUUAUGCUCUUAUCUAUCUAUCUAUCUAUCUCAUUAUGUUCUCAUCUAUCUCAAUCUGUCCUUGUCCAUCUAUCUCAUUCUUAUGCAUCUAUUUUUCCUAUCUAUCUAUCUCAUUCUGUUCUUAUAUGUCUAUUUAUCUCAUUCUUUUCUUAUCUAUCUAUCUAUCUAUCUGUCUGUCUCUCUAUCUAUCUAUCAAUCUAUCUAUUUAUUUCAGUUUGUUCAUAG
This is a messenger RNA of Acanthosepion pharaonis, 507 nucleotides long. The record is from the annotation of a GenBank genome assembly. NCBI's taxonomy places the organism in Eukaryota, Metazoa, Mollusca, Cephalopoda, Sepiida, Sepiidae.